Messenger RNA from Sarcophilus harrisii (Tasmanian devil), 8019 nucleotides. It is a transcript of the gene KMT2B, whose product is annotated as lysine methyltransferase 2B. The record is from RefSeq and is a predicted model, not a curated record. Lineage: Eukaryota; Metazoa; Chordata; Mammalia; Dasyuromorphia; Dasyuridae. Gene Ontology annotation, cellular component: histone methyltransferase complex; nucleus. Gene Ontology annotation, molecular function: protein binding; histone H3K4 methyltransferase activity; DNA binding. Gene Ontology annotation, biological process: positive regulation of DNA-templated transcription.
AUGGCGGCGGCGGCGGGCGGCGGCGGUUGCCCGGGGCCUGGCUCGGCGCGGGGCCGCUUCCCGGGCCGGCCACGGGCCGGCGGACGGGGCCGCUCCCGAGGCAGGCGGCGCAGAGCAGGCAGGUGGCCCUGCAGGCGAGGCAGCGGCGCGAGAGGGCUGGAGGAGCAGAACCAGCGAGACAGCCUGCGCCGCCUGCUCGGCCUCCGCCGGGGCCUGCGCCGGUUCCGCCGUUUGUGGAAGGGGCUGCACACCCGCCGGGGCCGGAGCCGGAGUCGGGGCCGGGGCCGAGCCGGCCUGCAAGAGGAGUCCGACCCGGGCCAGGGGCAGGAGGAGGAGGAGGAGGAGAGCACUGACGAGGAGAACGAGGAGGAGGAGGAGUUUCUGGGUUUCCACUCAGAUGAAGAUGUGGCCCCCAGUUCCCUGCGCUCUGCGCUGCGGUCCCAGCAAGGUGGAACCCCCAGAGGCCGGGGCCGCAAACACAGGACCACUCCCCCUCCACCUCCCCGCCCAGCCGAAGUGGCCCUUCCCCCCCAGAAGGCCCCGUCCCGGAGACGGGGCGAGACUGGCAAAGAGCGGAUGGUGCAGGUACUGGCUGAGCUGCUUCAGCGGGCCCAGGCCCCGCCAAGUCCCCGGGGCCGCAUCUCCGAAUCUCCCACCCCUCGUCGGCCUCGAGGCCGGCCACCAGGCUCUUCUAAGAAGAAGAAGGUGGCAGCGGCGACUCCCAAGGCCGCAGCGAUUCCCAAAGCUGUGCCGACUCCCAAGGCUGUGCCGACUCCCAAGGCUGUGCCGACUCCCAAGGCUGUGCCGACUCCCAAGGCCGCGCUCCCCGUAGUCCCGGGAAGUCGACGUGCUGGGGCCUGGAGACACCGAGAGGCCACAGGCCCCGGGAGCCACAAAAGAGGGGACUCGGGCCGUGGGGGCCGAGGAGGUAGAGGCCGUGGCCGGGGAAGGCUCCCUCUCCUACUCAAGUUCGUCUCAAAGGCCAAAAAGAUGAGGAUGGGACAGUUGACCUUGGGACCCGAGCCAGGACGGGGUCGAGGCCGUCGAAGGGGGUGCCGCCGGGGAGUCCCUCCAGGUAGAGUUGGAUCUGACCGAGGAGAGGACCAACAUCCAAAGUGGCAGCCAGAGGAAAAAGAAGAAAAAGACGAAGAAGAGAAGAGGGUGACUGAGGAAGAGGAAGAAAAGGCACCUUCACCACCACCUCCUCUGCCUACUCCCCCUCCUCCACCUUCCCCUCCCCCUGCCCCACCUCUACCCCCUCCACCCCCUCCAGCUCCUGAGGAGGAGGGAGAGACGCCCCCUCCCCUGGCCACAGCAGCUACUAGAUCUCGAAAAAGAGGCCGGCCUCCCCUGACCCCUACCCAGCGAGCCGAACGAGAAGCGGCCCGAGCAGGGCCGGAAGGUGGCUCUCCCCCUACCCCUGUCCCUCCUGCAGGGCCUCCUGAAGACAGUCCUACAGCCCCCCCCAAGGGGACCACUUUCCUGAAAAACAUUAGACAGUUUAUCAUGCCUGUGGUGAGCGCCCGAUCUUCCCUGCUCCCAUCAAACCCCUCACGGGUUCAUGGACGCAAGAGACCCCGACCCCCAAGGACUGAAGCCUCUCGGCCCCCUUGCCCAAGUCUCUCUCCACCAGCCCCCCAAGAACCAACUCCAGCUCCUGCACCUCCCCAAUCACCAACACCCCCACCAGCCCCUCUUCCUGAAAAGAGACGUUCUAUCCUGAGGGAGCCCACAUUCCGAUGGACUUCACCGAGUCUGGAGCUAGCCCCACCUCCGCCUCCAGCUCCUCCACCAGCCCCUCCCCCAGCACCCAUGACCCCAUCCCGAAGGCCUCUUCUGCUUCGAGCUCCCCAGUUCACUCCCAGUGAAGCCCACCUGAAGAUCUAUGAAUCUGUGCUAGCCACACCCCUGCCUGGGGCCCCCGACCCCCCUGAGCCAGAGCCUCCCCCAGCCGAUGAACCGAUUUUAGAGCCUGAGGCGCGGACGGGGAGUCGAACCAAUCACCUCAGCUUGCCCUGCUUCACCCUUCGGCAGCCACCCCCACCAAGGGCGCGAGGGCCCUAAGGCUCACUGCCCCUAAUGGCAACAGAGAGUGCCCCCGCCCCCCCGAGGAGCAGAGUCUCUGUGCCCGGGGCACGAUCGCUUCCUCUCUCUGGAGUAGAAGAGAAGAUGUUCAGUCUUCUCAAGAAGGCGAAAGUCCAGCUGUUUAAGAUCGAUCAGCAGCAGCACCAGCAGAAGGGGGCCCACCCAGUUCCGCCAAGCCCCGGAAUGAAGGUGGAAGAGGCUGUGAGGAUCCUCAAGCAGAGCCCUGAGAGAGGAGUGGUCAAGUCUGAGGACGAGUUCCUGGAAGCCAAGAAGGAGAGACCCCCGGGUCCCGAGUCUCCCGUGCAGGGCCCUCGGAUCAAACACGUGUGUCGGCACGCCGCCGUGGCGCUGGGCCAGGCCCGGGCCAUGGUGCCUGAGGACGUCCCUCGGCUCAGUGCCCUGCCCCUUCGGGAGCGGCACGACCUUGCGGCUGAUGAUACAUCCUCAGCAUCUGAGACCGAAGGCAUCCCGUCACGCUCCCGAAGGGGAAAGGUGGAACCAGCCGGCCUGGGGGGGAGCUCGGGGUCCACAGGGACCGGGGGUACCCUGCCCCACGCCCCGAGGCGUUCCCUGCCCUCCCACCAGGGCAAGAAGAUGAGGAUGGCACGGUGCGGCCGCUGCCGAGGCUGCCUGCGACUGCAAGACUGUGGGUCCUGUGUCAAUUGUCUGGACAAACCCAAGUUUGGAGGCCCCAACACCAAAAAGCAGUGCUGUGUGUACCGGAAGUGUGAUAAGAUUGAGGCCCGAAAGAUGGAGCGCCUGGCCAAGAAAGGCCGCACAAUGGUGAAGACCCUGUUACCCUGGGAUUCCGACGAAUCCCUGGAAGCGUCUCCUGGGCCACCCGGGCCUCGGCGGGGGUCAGCGGGCGGAGGGCCCCGGGAGGAGGCAGUGGCCCCACCUGGCCCUGAGGAGCAGGAUCCCCUUCUGCAGCGCAAGUCAGCCCGGCGCUGCGUCAAACAGCGGCCUUCCUAUGACAUUUUCGAAGACUCGGACGAUUCUGAUCCGGGUGUCCCUCCAACUUCUCGCCGCCGUGCCCCUCGAGAAAACGAGCUGCCCCUGCUGGAGCCGGAGGAACAGAGCCGGCCCAGAAAGGCCACCUUGCAGCCUGUGGUGCAGCUUAAGGCUCGGCGGCGUCUGGAAAAGGACACUUCUGCCCCCGGACCCUUCGCCUCCUUCCCCAAUGGCUGGACUGGAAAGCAAAAAUCUCCUGAUGGCAUCCACCGAGUCCGUGUGGAUUUCAAGGAGGACUGUGACCUGGAAAACGUGUGGCUGAUGGGUGGUCUGAGCGUGCUCACUUCUGUGCCUGGGGGUCCCCCCCUCGUGUGUCUGCUAUGUGCCAGCAAAGGCUUACAUGAGCUGGUAUUCUGCCAGGUCUGCUGCGACCCUUUCCACCCCUUCUGCCUGGAGGAGGCGGAACGGCCGCUGCCUCAGCACCACGACACCUGGUGCUGCCGUCGGUGCAAAUUCUGCCACGUCUGUGGUCGUAAGGGCCGGAGCACCAAGCACCUCUUGGAGUGUGAGCGCUGCCGCCAUGCCUACCACCCCGCCUGUUUGGGGCCCAGCUACCCGACCCGGGCCACGCGAAAAAGGCGUCACUGGAUCUGCUCGGCCUGUGUCCGGUGUAAAAGCUGUGGAGCGGCUCCGGGGAAGAACUGGGACAGCGAGUGGUCGGGGGAUUGUAGUCUUUGCCCGAGCUGUACCCAGCUUUAUGAGAAAGGAAACUUUUGCCCAAUUUGUACACGCUGCUAUGAGGAUAACGACUACGAGAGCAAGAUGAUGCAGUGCGCACAGUGUGAUCACUGGGUGCACGCCAAGUGCGAGGGCCUCUCAGACGAGGGCUACGAGAUUCUGUCUGGGCUGCCAGACUCGGUGCUAUACACGUGUGGGCCCUGUGCUGGGACGGCCCCUCCCCGAUGGCGAGAAGCCUUGGAUGGGGCUCUUCGGGGGGGGCUGCACCAGGUUCUGCAAGGGCUACUGAGCUCCAAGGUGACUGACCCACUUUUUGUGCCACUGCAGUGUGGACAGGACGGGGAACAGUUGCACCGAGGACCCUGUGACCUUCGCGCCGUGAGCCAGCUCUUUGAAGAGGGGCACUACAGCCUGCAGCAGCACAGCUUCAUGGAAGACGUGGUCGGGAUCCUAAUGAGACACAUGGAGUAGCUGAGAUGCCCUGAGCGCCGGGCUGUGCGUGGGCAGGCUAAAGGCUCCUCCCUCUCCCUCCUGGAGUCUGCCUUUGGCUGGUUCGAUGCCCAUGAUCCCAAGUACUGGAGACGGAAUACCCGGCUGCCCAACGGCGUCCUGCCCAAUGCCGUCCUGCCGCCUUCGGCGGAUCACAUCUAUGCUCAGUGGAGACAACAAGAGUCCGAGGUGCCGAUGCCAAGCCAUCCCCCCGGGGGGGGCGCCGUCCCAGCAGUCGUGCAGACAAAGGAGCCCGCUUUGGAGUCCCACCUGGAGGACCCUCGUCAGUGUGCGCUCUGCCUCAAGUAUGGGGACGCCGACUCCAAGGAGGCUGGAAGGCUCCUGUACAUCGGACAGAACGAGUGGACACACGUCAACUGUGCCAUCUGGUCAGCAGAAGUGUUUGAGGAGAACGAUGGCUCCCUCAAGAACGUUCACGCCGCUGUGGCCCGUGGCCGGCAGAUGAGGUGUGAGCUGUGCCUGAAGCCUGGGGCCACCGUGGGCUGCUGCUUGUCCUCCUGCCUUAGCAAUUUCCACUUCAUGUGCGCCCGCGCCAGCUGUUGUAUCUUCCAGGAUGACAAGAAGGUUUUUUGCCAAAAACACACGGACCUCCUGGAUGGCAAGGAGAUCGUGACUCCCGACGGCUUUGACGUUCUGCGCCGCGUCUAUGUUGAUUUUGAGGGCAUCAGUUUCAAGCGAAAGUUUUUGACGGGUUUGGAGCCAGAUGCCAUCAACGUGCUCAUUGGCUCUAUCCGAAUCGAUUCUCUGGGGACGCUCUCUGACCUGUCGGACUGCGAGGGAAGACUCUUUCCCAUUGGCUACCAGUGUUCCCGUCUGUACUGGAGCACAGUGGACGCCCGGCGGCGCUGCUGGUAUCGGUGCCGGAUCCUCGAGUAUCGACCCCGGGGCCCUCGGGAGGAGCCUGACCACAUCGGGGCAGCGGAGGAGAACCGGACCAUUGUGCACAGCCCCAUCCCCCCCGCAGAGCUGCUGGGAGCCGAGCCCCCCCAACCAGGACCUGACACCCUUUGCCAGGGUCCUGAGCGCUACUCCCCUGCCCAGAGCACGGGUCCCUUACCCCCUCCUCCAGAGCCAAGCGUCGCCCCCUCCCCGGCCCCGCGGUCUGUCUCAGGGGCUAGAAUCAAAGUGCCCAACUACUCCCCUUCCCGAAGGCCCCUGGGAGGCGUCUCCUGCUGGCCAUUGCCCUCCCCUGGAAGUCCAUCAUCUCUGACCCACCACAUCCCAACGGUCGGGGAUCCUGACUUCCCAGCUCCCCCAAGACGUUCCCGCCGUCCCAGCCCCCUGGCGUCCCGGCUGCUGCCCCGACGGGCGUCCCCGCCCCCCCGGCCCGCUCCUCAGCUCAGGGUGCCCCCUCCUACCUCAGCCCUCGAGGCCCUCAUGCCUACCUCAGGGGAGCUGGCUCCCCCCGGCCCAGCCGCCUCCCCCCCACCUCCUCCUGAGGACUUGGGCCCUGACUUUGAGGACAUGGAGGUGGUGCCGGGGCUGAGCGCGGCCGACUUGGACUUUGCGGCCAGCCUUCUAGGGUCCGAGCCCUUCCAGGAGGAGGAGAUUGUGGCGGAGGGGGCUGGGGGCAGUAGCCGAGGGGGGCCGGGGGAUAGCUCGGAGGAGGAGGCCGGCCCCCCUACCCACUACAUUCACUUCCCCCCCACUGUGGUGCCUGGCCCCGCCCCACCUCCUGGUCCACUACCCGGAACCCCCAGAAUCGAACAACUGGACGGAGUGGAUGACGGCACAGACAGCGAAGCUGAGGCCGUCCAGCAGCCGCGGGGCCAGGAAGCCCCCGCUUCGGGGCCAGGAGUGGGAGGGGGGGGGUGGGGGGGGGAUGGAGCAAGGCCCCCCGAGGACCUCCCUUCAGAGAUUGUUGAGUUUGUACUCAAGAACCUAGGUGGAGCUGGUGAGGGCGGGGCCGGCCCCGGUGAAGAACCCCCCCUGCCACCGCCCUCCCUGGCCAACGGCAGCCAGGCCCCCCCAGCCCCGCUCCCCGCCCCAGCCGACCCCCCCCGGACGUUUGCCUGGCUUCCCGGGGCUCCUGGAGUCCGAGUCCUCAGCCUCAGCCCCGCCCCCGAGCCCCCCAAAACUGCUGCCUCCAAGAUCAUUCUGGUAAACAAACUGGGCCAGGUGUUUGUGAAAAUGGCCGGGGAGAGCGAUCCAGGCCCGCCUCUGCCCAAACGGCCCCCACCGACCCCUCCGACUGCCAGCCCGGCCUGGGGUCCGCCCGGCCCCGCCGAGUGCUGCCCAGGCGGGUGGAAGUGCCCACCCACCCCCAUCGCUGGUCUCCGGAAGACAGCUGGCCCCCAGCCCCGCCCAGCCACCGAGCCCAAAGAGGCGCGACUCGCCAGUCAGAGUCCUCGCACUUCAAACAAGGCCCCCCGGCUGGAUGGGGAGGGGGAUUCCCUCGAGAGUAUCCACCAACCAGUGGGGACCUUGGGCAGUGGACUGAGCCGAGUACGCAUGAAAACGCCCACCGUGCGGGGGGUCCUGGACCUGGAUGCCCCUGGGGAGCCGAGCAGGGAGGAGAGUCCCAUGACCCUCCCUGACCGUAGCCUCAUUGAACGCAGCCUCCCAUGUCUCCCAAGGCCCUCCACCUGCUUGAGCCCCAGUGGCACCACUACUCAGAAUUUUGAGAUCAGCAGUGAAGACGGCUUCAGUGUGGAAGCAGAGAGCCUGGAGGGCGCCUGGCGCACCUUGAUCGAGAAAGUCCAGGAGGCCCGAGGGCACGCCCGGCUCAGGCAUCUCUCCUUCAGUGGGAUGAGCGGCGCGCGGCUCUUGGGCAUUCACCAUGACGCCGUAAUCUUCCUGGCGGAGCAGCUGCCUGGUGCCCAGCGCUGCCAUCACUACAAGUUCCGAUACCACCAGCAGGGGGAGGGGCAAGAAGAGCCCCCCCUGAACCCCCACGGAGCCGCCCGCGCCGAAGUCUACCUCCGGAAAUGCACCUUCGACAUGUUCAACUUCCUGGCGUCCCAGCAUCGGGUGCUGCCUGAGGGAGCUACCUGUGAUGAGGAGGAGGACGAGGUGCAGCUCAGGUCCACCAGGUAUGGGGUGGGGGAGGGCGGUCUAGAUGGGGAAAACACCAGCAAACCGCAACGAACACCGCCGGUAGUUUCACGACGGGUGGUGGUGGGUCUGGCCGGCUGGCUGGGGCCUCCGGCGGGGCCAAGGUCACCUCACAGGUCCUUCCGGCAGGGAAUCGGGUGCUACAUGUUCCGCAUGGACGACUUUGACGUGGUGGACGCCACCAUGCACGGCAACGCGGCGCGCUUCAUCAACCACUCGUGUGAGCCCAACUGCUUCUCCCGCGUGAUCCACGUGGAGGGCCAGAAGCACAUCGUGAUCUUCGCCCUCCGGCGCAUCCUCCGGGGGGAGGAGCUCACCUACGACUACAAGUUCCCCAUCGAGGACGCCAGCAACAAGCUGCCCUGCAACUGUGGGGCCAAGCGCUGUCGCCGCUUCCUCAACUGACCCGCCCCCCCAGCCCAAGCUGUCGCCCCUGGCCUGGCCCUGAGGGGACCCCACCCAUGUCCUUGGCCAUCUUGUCCCCGUCCCCCCCCCCAGCCUCAGCACGCGUCCCCAGGGAGCCCUGCCUGCCCUCUUCCAGUUAGCACCUGCCUGCAGGGUCCAGGAUGUAGAUAUAUUGUACAAAGGUUUCUAAAUCCCUUCUUUUCUAUGCACUUUUUUAUUUAAACGGUGGGGUCCCAGGGGGGGCUCCCCCCACAAUAAAGUCCGUCAAUGUUUGGA